Molecule: messenger RNA, 453 nt
Organism: Cyclocybe aegerita
Lineage: Eukaryota; Fungi; Basidiomycota; Agaricomycetes; Agaricales; Hemipholiotaceae
Source: the annotation of a GenBank genome assembly
AUGUUUGAUGCGAGCAGUCAUUCAAUCUGGACACCGACAGCGCAUGUCGAGAUUCUCAACGCCUCCAUGGAGGUGCAGCGGGGCCACUAUGCCUCCACUGUCAAUGAUGGCCGGCAGCCAAAGCUUACCGUAUCAACUUCCAACCUUGUCUCUUUGAUGAGCAGCAAUUUCAUUGGAAAAGACACUGACGUUAUCAAGAUGUGGGUCCUGGCACCCCUCCUGCCACCUAAUCUUCUUGUUUUGGGCCCUGCUUCCCAAACAGGAGGAACAUCCCAUCUGAACCAGAACCCCAAGGGUGAAGGCCCGUCUACGCAAACCCUUGACUCCCUUGUGUCAGAAGUCAUUGAGAUUGAGUCUUCGGACGACAACAAUGAUGCUGCUGAUCCUGGUGACCUGAAGGUUGAUGCGCUCAUGGCUGAUGAAGAAUUGCGUAACUGGUUAGAUGUUGGUUGA